GUGGGCGCGGCUUGAGGUGAAACAGAUCGCAGCCGGAAAAACCGCUAUCAGCUAGCUAAUGUUAGUGCGCUACUUCCUCUUUCCAAAGCAGUCGUUGCUGACUCGUUUUGCUGCUGGGUUUGCAGUAAUAGAAGCAUCCGAUUCAAUGAGAACUUCUGCAGCAGAGGACAGGGGACACUCCCAGCAUUCACAGCAAGACUGAGAGAUUAAUCAGUUGCUGGACCAAUCACAAGAUGGACUAACCAUCAACACUCUCAUCGACCCCCCUCCCCUUCCCUGCCCCCUCCCCCCGACCCCUUAUCCCCCACCUGUUGGGCCUUUAGGGGCUGUCAGACAGCAGGCGCGAUGCCAGGCGGCCCACUAUGGCGCUUCGUGUCACCUUUCAGCACCCGCCAGGAGCGAGUGGUGCUGGCUCGCAGCGAGAGCCUGCCAGGAGAGCAGGUGCUAAAGAUCACAGUCACAGAGACUACAGUGAUCGAGGCGGAGUCAGGGGUGUGGAAUUGGCGCUCCAUGACCUACCUGAGCCUCUGGUACUUCUUCAGCUUCUGCACGUUGUUCCUCAACAAGUACAUCCUGUCACUGCUGGAGGGGGAGCCCAGCAUGCUGGGUGCUGUUCAGAUGCUCUCCACCACUGUCAUAGGCUUCCUAAAGAUGUUUGUGCCCUGUUGCCUGUACCAGCACAAGUCUAGAACCGAGUACCCCCCCAACUUCAUCAUGAUCAUGCUGUUUGUUGGACUCAUGAGGUUCACCACAGUGGUUCUGGGCUUGGUGAGCCUGAAGAAUGUGGCGGUGUCUUUUGCAGAGACAGUGAAGAGCUCAGCACCCAUCUUCACUGUCAUCAUGUCCAGGCUGAUCCUUGGGGAGUACACAGGCCUGUGGGUGAACCUGUCCCUGUUCCCUGUCAUGGCCGGCUUGGCUCUCUGCACAGCCACGGAGAUCAGCUUCAACAUGCUCGGCUUCUCCGCCGCUCUCUCCACCAACAUCAUGGACUGUUUGCAGAACGUGUUCUCCAAAAAACUGCUAAGUGGAGACACAUACAGGUUCAGCCCUCCAGAACUGCAGUUCUAUACCAGUGCAGCAGCAGUCAUCAUGCUUAUACCUGCCUGGGUGUUCCUCUUGGACAUCCCAUUGAUUGGGAAGAGUGGGCGGAGCUUCAUCUGGAGUCAAGACAUUAUCUUGUUGCUGAUUUUCGACGGCACCCUGUUCCACCUGCAGAGUGUCACUGCCUAUGCUCUCAUGGGACGGAUUUCCCCAGUUACCUUCAGUGUUGCCAGUACUGUCAAACACGCCCUGUCUGUUUGGCUGAGCAUCAUUGUGUUCAGUAACCAGAUCACUGUCCUCAGCGCCACUGGUACUGUCCUUGUGUUCAUCGGGGUCUUCUUGUACAACAAGUCCAGGCAGAUCCAGAGGCAAACUUUACAAGCCACGGCUGCUGAGCAGAAUCACAAACCUCUAUUGCAGGACCAGAACUUCCAAGCCUCACAGUCUCAGUGAGGACCCAGCCUUUAAGACUAACAUGCUGCCUGAAAAUGGGAUUAAGGUAUUAACAAAAUUCAGUUUGUCUUACUUUGACUGUACAGACUGGAUGACUUGAUAUUUGUUCUUCACCUUGCCCACAUUCCAGUUAAACAGGACGCACUCAUGUUUUUCCAUGUUCCAUUUAGUGUCACUGUUGUGUCUUAAAGCUUAAAGUAAACUUUGGUGACUGGCUUGGUAAAUGUCUGUGUCUGUUUGACUCAGCCGUCACUAGUCCUGUGGAACGGUAUAUAAAGUAUGGCCCUAACCUUACAUUCUUUAAACAUCCAUGAUCCUUUGAUUUGUCUUAUAUCUGUCAAUAAAAAUGGAAGCUCAGGGCGUCCUUCAGCUUUUUGAAGGAAGUGACUUCUGUAAGCUUUUGCAGUAGCAUUCCAGAGUGUGCUGGUUUAUCUGUCAUCUGUGGUGCAGCAGCUGCUGAAUGUACGCUAUUGUGAAUAUCUGUAAAGCAUGAAAGCUGUAAGAUUUUUUUAUUUUGUGACAGUGUUCACUGUAUCAUACAAUGUAAAUUUUAUCUUGAUUGCAUCUGAAUAUAAGAUGUGAAUAGGGCACCGGUGCCUGAGACGGGAGCCCUUUGGAGGCACAUUUUUAAACAAUGUGUGGAAGCCACAUACUGCAUUCUAGGAAUGCUCAUCCUCUAUCAUGAGCUGCAAGUGUAUGUAGAGGUUUAUGUUUGUGCAUUUUCUUAUUGAUUUACUUUGGUAAUUGAUUCCCCCCCAAUGCAUUCAGGCAAAGGGCAUUAGAGAAUGAAUGGAUCGAUGAGCUUCUGUAUAUUACACGUUUGUAAUCUAAUAAGAAAAAUGACUUUUUGAAAGUUAGGUUUUAUUUUCGUAGCUCAGCCCAUCUGUCAGAUGAUCAAACAGGCUUUAAACACACCAAACAAAGUAAACAUAAAAUAAGAAGGCAAACUGUAGAAUGAAUACACAACCUGUUGUAAACAUCCAACAGUUUACAACACUUCCUGGUUCAUCUUUCACCUACAAUUCUUAUCAUAGUUGUUCGCACGUUGUUUUCUUGCACAAUGAGGAAUUAUUAGCAACAUUACACAUGAGCUCACUCAUGGUUCUUAUGGGAAUGUAUGUGGCAUAGCGGUCUGCUUGUUGCUUUUGUUUCUUGCCCCGUUGGAUUUUUUUUAUCAGUGUCGCCAUGUUCCAAGAUCUCAGGUGAAGUUUUCCUUUAAACAAAAAAGCUUUAUACCACAUGCAUCAAACCCUUGUUCAUUUAUACUUGUAGGAUUAAAUGUAAAAGCUAUGCCACUGGUGAACGUGUCAUCCCUGUGAGCCAUCUUGUGUUUGUUGCUGCUUUUAAACCUACAUCAGCUGUUUAUGAAUACGUUCAUGAUAAGAGCUAUGACCACAUUGCAGUUUAAAUUCAAUAAGUUUCAUUUCCGUCCUUGUAUUUCAGCGUCUAUAGUGAAUGCAAAGUUUCUUCCACAGAUGUCUUUCCUCUAGAGGAACAAAUUAGUGCCAAAAACAGCUGCAUGGUGCCCUUAAUCUCACAUGUAAAUGAAUCUUAUUCUUACCAGACUGCUUCAAUCAGUGCAAGGACCUGUCAUCGUCAGUCUGACACUCAGUUUGCUUUUUUGGUAAGCAUUUUAGUAAAGCUCUACUUUUGCUGCAGUUUUUGUGCCUCAAGAAGCAGUUUUUUUUCUCUCUUGAAUUCGACCAUAAGGUUUGUCUGACUUGUGAUUCUACGUGGUAAUUUCUGUUUUGAGAAUUUGUUUCUCUGUAAAGUAAAAAGCAGGCGUGGGUUUAGAUUUAAUAUUGAGAUCCUAUGAAUAUAUCUUUUUACACUGAUCUUCCAUAUUAAGUCUUUGAAAGGCUGCUUCAAGAGGCAAGUUCCAACAUGCAGUUCAGAAGUGGAGUGUUGAGGUAGAAGAUCAGUUAUGAGCUGUAUGUUUGGGAAUGUGCAAAUCAGAUGGACAAAUUAUUGACUUAUGUAUCUCAGUGAGUAUGUAAUGACAUUUGGUGGAAAAUAAAAAAUGUUUUCUCUGCA
Molecule: messenger RNA, 3528 nt
Organism: Micropterus dolomieu (smallmouth bass)
Lineage: Eukaryota; Metazoa; Chordata; Actinopteri; Centrarchiformes; Centrarchidae
Product: solute carrier family 35 member E2A-like
Exons: 9
Coding region: 346-1494 (382 amino acids)
Cellular component (GO): Golgi apparatus
Molecular function (GO): antiporter activity
Source: RefSeq, a predicted model, not a curated record